Messenger RNA from Phragmites australis (common reed), 2053 nucleotides. RefSeq lists its product as uncharacterized. NCBI's taxonomy places the organism in Eukaryota, Viridiplantae, Streptophyta, Magnoliopsida, Poales, Poaceae. The transcript is spliced from 2 exons. The record is from RefSeq and is a predicted model, not a curated record. Bases 79 to 1746 code for a protein of 555 amino acids.
UUAAGCCGUUAAGCACGGCGGAUCACAGUACACGGUGUGUUCUCUCUACUCCCAAGCUACCUUCUUGUUUCCCAGCUGAUGCUGCCUCAUCCAAUGCGACGGCGCGCCGCCGCCAUGAUGAACGUCGUGGCAAUCGGGCUCGUCCUCUCGACCUUGGCCGCCGCGGGGGUCUGGUCGCCCGCGCCGCCGCCGCCGCCCCCGGCUCAGCAGCAAGGGGACCACGUCGUCCGGGAGGGCCGCCGCGUCGUCAUUGUCGAGUACGAGCGGGAGCGCCAGCUCUCGCCCGGCGUCAAGGAGGUGCGCGUCCUGUCAGACCAUGGCUCCCUCGACGGCGGUGAAGGCGGCGACACGGUCUUCGACGGGGCCAGGGGUGCGGUCUCUGACGCGGUCGGCAAGGUGGCCGGCGCGGCGGAGGAGGGCGAGGAGAAGCUGUCCGACGCCAAGGGCGGUGUCCUCGGCGCGGUGAAGCGGUGCAAGGACAGGCUCUGCGGUGCGGGCAGGAAAGUAGAAGAGGGUGCCAAAGACGCGGCGUCGCGAGCCGAGCAUGGCGCGGAGGACGCGAUGAGAGACGCCAAGGAGACGCUCACGGAUGCCAAGGGCAUCGCCGAGAACAAGGCGUUCGACGCUGCGCAGCUAGGGAAGGAGACCCUGGAGAGCGCCAAGGACAAGGCGUUCGACGCUGCGUCGCAAGGGAAGGAGACCGUGAAAAGCGUCAGGGACAAAGUGUCCGAAACAGCCGGUAAAGCCAAGGAGAAGGCAUCGAACAUCCAGCCCGGUGCAGCUGAAGCUGCGAAGAGUGCCAAAGAUAGGGUGUCUGAGGCGGCCAAGAACGCCAAGGACAGCGCCAAAGGGACUGCCAGGAGCGCCAGAGACAGGGUUUCUGACAUCACCGAGAGAGCCGAAGAGUACGCGCAAGAUGCCGCCGAGAGCGCCGCGGACAAGGCCGCGGAGGCCGAGGAGGUCAUGAAAGCGAAGGCCGGUGAGGUGAAGAAGAACCUGACCGACAUCGCCCGGAGGGCGCAGGAGGUGGCGUCCGAUGCCGCCGCGUACCUCCUCGGCGGGCCCAGGCAUGCCGCGCGCACCGCGACGGCCGUGAUGCACCUCCUGGGCUUCGCCAUGGCCUACGGCACCUGCGUCUGGGUGACGUUCGUGUCCAGCCACGUUCUCGCGGCGGCGCUGCCGAGGCAGCAGCUCGGCAUGCUGCAGAGCAAGCUGUUCCCGGUGUACUUCCGCGCCAUGGCCUACGGCGUCGGCGUGGCCCUCGCGGCGCACCUCCUCGGCUGCGAGCGGAGCUCCCUCGCGUCGCGCGCCCAGAGCUUCAACUUGCUCGCCGCGUUUGCCCUGAUCCUCGCCAAUUUGAUGCUUCUCGAGCCGAAGGCCACCAAAGUGAUGUUCGAGAGGAUGAAAGUGGAGAAGGAAGAAGGCAGAGGAAUGGACAUGGCCGACAUCGUCGACCCAACGGCCGUCUGCAUUCCCACGACGGCCACCAACGCCGCCACGCCCGCCAGCGCAGAAGCGGCCGCAGCACGUACACCCGUGGGCGGCGUGGCGACGGUCAGGGCGACGCCGGCGACUGUGUCGACGACGGGCGACGCGGAGAUGUCCAAGAGGAGAGUUCUGAGGCUGAACAAGCGGCUCAAGAAGCUCAACACCUACUCGUCCCUGUGCAACGUGCUGUCGCUGAUGGCCCUCACCUGGCACCUCGUGCACCUGGCCCGCCGCCUCCAGACGGGCAACGCCUGCUAGGCUAUCCGUGUGCUCUGCAGCUCUCAGACUUCGUCGUCUCGUUGUGCUUUCAGUCAGGUCGUCUUGUGAGUUUUUUUAACAUGUUUAGCAGUUCAGUUAGGCUUCAGAUGUGUGCGUAGGGUGGUGAUGGUAGUGCCCAAGUUUCAGUUGUUGCUGUAAAGUCUACACGGUCAUGUUUUACUUGCUCGGCACAGUUAGUAAAUCGGGUGUGGCUAUGCAUAAAACUCCCGAACUGACAAACCGAACCGUAGUCAUUCACUCCUUCCGCGGAAUGCUACCUAUAUGCUCAUACACACUGCAAAGUGAU